This is a messenger RNA of Closterium sp. NIES-65, 2736 nucleotides long. NCBI's taxonomy places the organism in Eukaryota, Viridiplantae, Streptophyta, Zygnematophyceae, Desmidiales, Closteriaceae. The record is from the annotation of a GenBank genome assembly.
AUGACUGUCAAAAGUAUACUGAUUCAUUUCCCCCCCGCAGCAGCUCACUCUAGUAGCGUUCCUAGCUCAAAGCGCCUUCCCGCCGCCCGACUCCCAUUUCCCGCCGCCCGAAUCCCCUUCCCGCCUCCCUAUUCCUCUUUCCGUCGCCCGAAUCCCCUUCCCUCCCUUCCCUCCCUCCUCUCCCUUCCCUCCCUUCACUCGUGCCUCCCUUCCCUCCUGUCUCUCCCUUCCCUCCGUUUCCUCCUUUCCCACCAACCCCUCCCUUCUCCCCCGUCUCUCCCUUCCCUCCCUUCCCUCUCUUUAGGCCCGUCUCUCCCUUCUCAGAGUUCCCUCCCUUCCCUUCCUUCUCUCCCGUCCCCCACUUCCGUCCUUCCCUCCAUUCCCUCCCUUCCCUCCCUUCUCUCCCUUCCCUCCCUUCCCUCCCUUCCCUCCUUCCCUCCCUUCCCUCCCUUCCCUCCCUUCUCUCCCGUCCCCCACUACCCUCCUUCCCUCCAUUCCCUCCCUUCCCUCCCUUCUCUCCCUACUCUCCCUUCCCUCCGCACCUACCUUCUCCCCCUUUUCUCCCUUCCCUCUCAUCCCGCCUUGCAAUCUCCUGUCUCUCCCUCCUCUCCCGUCCCACCCUUCCCUCCCCUCCCUUCCCUCCCUUCCCUCCCUUCCCUCCCUUCACUCCCUUCCCUCCCUUCUCUCCAUUUUCUCCCUUCUCUACCAUCCCUCCCUUCCCUCCCUUCUCUCCCUUCCCUCCCUUCUCUCCCUUCCCUCCCUUCUCUCCCUUCCCUCCCUUCUCUCCCUUCCUUCCCUUCUCUCCCUUCCCUCCCUUCUCUAUCUUUCCUCCCUUCUCUCCCUUCCCUCCCCCUCCAGUCCCUCCCUUCUCUCCCGACUCUCCCUUCUCUAAGUUCCCUCCCUUCCUUCCAUUCCUUCUCUCCCUGGUUUCCCGUCUCCUCCUUUCCCUCCCUUCUCUACCGUGCCUCGCUUCCCUCCUUCCCUCCAUUCCCUCCCUUCCCUCCCUUCUCUCCCUUCCCUCCCUUCUCUCCCUUCCCUCCCCCCCCUACCUUCUCUCCCUUUUCCCCCUUCCCUCUCAUCCCUCCUUGCAAUCUCCUGUCUAUCCCGUCCCUACCUUCUCUCCUCGUCCCGCCUCCUAUUCUCCCAUCCCGCCUUCCCUUCUCCUCGUCCCGCCUCUUAUUCUCCCAUCCCGCCUUCCCUUCUCCUCGUCCCACCUCCCAAUCUCCCCAUCCCGCCUCCCAAUCUCCAAGUCCCACCCUCCCUUCUCCUCGUUCCGCCUUCCCCAUUUCCCCUUCACGCCUCCCAUCACCUGUCCCUGCCUGCCCAUCUCCCAUUCACGCCUCCCAUCACCUUUCCCUGCCUGCCCAUCUCCCAUUCACGCCUCCCAUCACCUUUCCCUGCCUGCCCAUCUCCCCUUCACGCCUCCCAUCACCUUUCCCUGCCUGCCCAUCUCCCCUUCACGCCUCCCAUCACCUUUCCCUGCCUGCCCAUCUCCCAUUCACGCCUCCCAUCACCUUUCCCUGCCUGCCCAUCUCCCAUUCACGCCUCCCAUCUCCUUUCCCUGCCUUCCCGUCUCCCAUUCACGCCUCCCAUCACCUUUCCCUGCCUUCCCGUCUCCCAUUCACGCCUCCCAUAACCUUUCCCUGCCUGCCCAUCUCCCCUUCACGCCUCCCAUCACCUUUCCCUGCCUGCCCAUCUCCCAUUCACGCCUCCCAUCACCUUUCCCUGCCUUCCCGUCUCCCAUUCACGCCUCCCAUCUCCUUUCCCUGCCUUCCCGUCUCCCAUUCACGCCUCCCAUCACCUUUCCCUGCCUUCCCGUCUCCCAUUCACGCCUCCCAUAACCUUUCCCUGCCUGCCCAUCUCCCCUUCACGCCUCCCAUCACCUUUCCCUGCCUGCCCAUCUCCCCUUCACGCCUCCCAUCACCUUUCCCUGCCUGCCCAUCUCCCAUUCACGCCUCCCAUCACCUUUCCCUGCCUGCCCAUCUCCCAUUCACGCCUCCCAUCUCCUUUCCCUGCCUUCCCGUCUCCCAUUCACGCCUCCCAUCACCUUUCCCUGCCUUCCCGUCUCCCAUUCACGCCUCCCAUAACCUUUCCCUGCCUGCCCAUCUCCCCUUCACGCCUCCCAUCACCUUUCCCUGCCUGCCCAUCUCCCAUUCACGCCUCCCAUCACCUUUCCCUGCCUUCCCGUCUCCCAUUCACGCCUCCCAUCACCUUUCCCUGCCUUUCCGUCUCCCAUUCACGCCUCCCAUCACCUUUCCCUGCCUUCCCGUCUCCCAUUCACGCCUCCCAUCACCUUUCCCUGCCUUCCCGUCUCACGCCUCCUAUAGCCUCUAUUCUUAUUCAGCCUCAUCUCAUGUCACCAUGCUCGCAUUUACCCUCCCUAUCCUGCCUCUCCCUAAGCUCCCCUCCAUCCGCCUUCCAACCCACUGCCACCCCUCCGUCCCAUUUUGCCUCCUUCCAUCCCCCCACCUCACCCACAUACUCCCAUCUCAUCUCCCCUCCCCCUACCAGGGGCAUUCUUCUCCCUUCCCUCCCCUACCCCUUAUUUCACCCUCCCCUACCAAGGGCUCUCUGCUCACAACCUGCCCCUCCAGGUGGGGUGCCUUCCUGACUGCGCUUCCUACGAUUUCAAUGGGAAAGGCAGGGGAGCGUGGCAUCGGCCACGAGCAAAGCAGCUUCAAGCCUCUGGGUAGCUCAGCCUGUCUUUUCAUGAUCCAAGCAUCCAACCUUCCUUGA